ACGCCACGAGGCGAACAACCAACUGCUUCCUUCCCCGCCGGCCGCCGCCGCCUACAACUAACACUUCACGUGCCCCCAUCCUUUUCCGCCUCAAGUCAAGUGUUCACGGUCCAUCCUCUCGAGAGUCUAGGCCCUUCUCCCGAAGCCGCAGACGCAGAAAACGGCUCUGCAUAUGGAGGCGAAGAAGAAGCCGUCGGCCCCCGCCGCCGUCGGAGCCGCGCCGCCGCCGCCGGGUAACGGGUACUUCAGCACCGUCUUCUCCGCGCCGACUGCGGGAAGCGCAAGUGACGCAAAGCAUGCGGACUUGUACACGAUGCUGAACAAGCAGAGCUCCAGAGGGCAGAAUGGCAGAGAUGGCAAAUCCCACAGCCGCCCUACUUACAAGGAUGGCAAACAUGCUCAUCCAAAUGAGCCAUCAGAAUCUCCUUACUUUGGCUCAUCCGUGCAUUACGGUGGUCGGGAGUUCUACAGCAGCGUUUUACGGAAGCAACCAGCCAAUGAACCCCAUACGGAUUACAAGGGGGACAACCCGGAUGGCUCUGCUACCAGAGGUGAUUGGUGGCAAGGUUCACUUUAUUACUGAAUAAUCUGCUGGGACCUCUCCCUUUUGUGAACAAGGAAUAAAAGGGGUAGAGCUGAGAAUGGUUUGUUGUAGUGUUGGAAGUGUUGACGCGAGCCGUCAAGCAUCGAUCAAUAGUAAUAGUUGUAAUAGUUGAAAGCUGCGUCGUGACUACAAGCAUCCUGUUGGUGGAGGCAGUAUUUUAGAUCCAUCAUCACGCCUGGACAGAUGUGGGUGUCCUUUUGUAUUCCUGUUUCCCUGGUUUAGGUGCAGGUGCUGUACUAAAAUGAUGAAACUCGCAGUUCGAUAAAAGCAGUUGCCAAAGAGUCGCAGCUGGCAGGAUUACUUGUCUACAAGCCAGCUAUAUGGCAUGGUUUGGCAGCCACCGUAUCUGAAUAAAAUCAUAGUACAAAAUCUCUGAAUAUAUAUGUCAUACGCA
Molecule: messenger RNA, 998 nt
Organism: Zea mays
Lineage: Eukaryota; Viridiplantae; Streptophyta; Magnoliopsida; Poales; Poaceae
Source: RefSeq, marked predicted